Messenger RNA from Amphibalanus amphitrite, 3678 nucleotides. RefSeq names its product GPI mannosyltransferase 2-like (gene PIG-V). The transcript is spliced from 8 exons. Gene Ontology annotation, biological process: GPI anchor biosynthetic process. Lineage: Eukaryota; Metazoa; Arthropoda; Thecostraca; Balanomorpha; Balanidae. The coding region runs from base 139 to 1677 and encodes 512 amino acids. Gene Ontology annotation, molecular function: GPI mannosyltransferase activity; alpha-1,6-mannosyltransferase activity. Gene Ontology annotation, cellular component: endoplasmic reticulum membrane; mannosyltransferase complex. The record is from RefSeq and is a predicted model, not a curated record.
AUGACGCAUCGGCAUCUCAUGCCAAGGCCCUAAAACUUAUCUCAUGCGGCACAGAAAUGCGCUUUUUUGUGUGCGUUUGUUGGUCAAGUUAUGGUAUGAUAUGAAAUGAAAGCUUGAAAUUGGUAUCCAUCCUUAAGAAUGGAUCUGACAUUAUUCAAGCAGAGCUUGCAAAUAAGAGCAUCCUUCAUUUUACUACAGUGUAUGGUCAACCACCUCCUGCCAGACCACAUAUCGGACGCGUUUGUGGCACCGCAGCCGGCCGACGGAGACCCCACUCCCUCCCCGGCGCCUCUGGACUCCCUCGCCACUGCUCUCCUCGGGGGCCUGCACCGAUGGGACGCCCAGUACUUCCUGCACAUUGCCGAGCACGGCUACACCCACGAGGCCACCCUCGCCUUUUUCCCGGGCCUGCCGCUGAUGACGGCAGCCGGUGCGGUGCCUCUGGAGGCCACCGGUCUGCUGAGUCGUCCGGUCGCUCUCUUGUUGUCGGCGGUGGCUCUGAACGCUCUCCUGUCGGCGCUAGCCGCCCAGGCGCUGCUGGCACUGUCUGCGCGUCUGCUGGCGGACCGGAGGCGCGCACGCACGGCCGCGCUCCUCUUCUGCUGGUCGCCCGCCACCGUGUUCCUGGCGGCGCCCUACUCGGAGUCGCUGUUCGCCUGUCUCGGGUUCACCGGCAUGCUGUUCUGUGAGACGGACAGGCUGUGGGGAGCCGCGGCAGCGUUCGGUUUCGCCGCCGUGACGAGAUCGAACGGCACGCUGCUGAUUGGGUUCCUUGUGUACAACCUGCUGCAUAAACAGGUGGCGAUGAUGAUGCCCAAGAAGACCAAAGAAAAUGUUUUGAGGCCAUCGCUUGUGUGGAUAACGCUGUGCGGCACGGGACGGCUGCUGCAGGCGGCCGUCCUCUCCCUGCUGGCACUGACGGCGUUCGUCGUGUACCAGCUGUUUGCCUUUGUGUUGUUCUGCACGCCCGGAGACGUCCCCACGGCCCCACACGUGGAGCGGUAUCUACGAGAGACGGAGGCCGUCCGACCGGGGGCGAUGACCUCGCCGUGGUGCAACUACACGCUGCCGCUCUCCUAUGGAUACAUACAGGACCACUACUGGGACGUCGGUUUCCUGCGGUACUACAGGCUGCGGCAGCUGCCCAACUUCCUCCUGGCUGCGCCGACGGUGAUCCUUAUACUGCACGGUACUGCCACCUACCUGCGGCGAUGGACACUAACAGUUCUGCGGCGCCCGCUCGAUGGCGCUGCUGUCAACAUGCGGCUCCUCCCCUUCGUUUUGCACGCGGCCGCCCUCACCUGCUUUAUGGUUACGUGUGCUCACGUUCAGGUAACGACCAGAGUGCUGGCCUCUAGCUCUCCGGUUCUGUACUGGUUCGCCGCCGACCUUCUACACGGUCCAGAGACGAAGGACGGCAGGACGGGUGAUGAGAAUUCUCGGCCAGAGGGUAACACGGCCCGGUCAGAAGACAGCGUUUUGGCAUCCAGACGACGCCUGUCUGAGCCCUCGGGCGAUGGCGGCGGCAGUCCCGCCACCUUCACAUCAGGCGGCCAGUCGUCGCUCCGGUGGCUGGCCCAGCCUCGAACCCGCGCCGGCACCUACGUCCAGCUCUACUUCCUCGGCUACGCCGUGCUGGGAACGUGUCUGUUCAGCAACGGCCUGCCCUGGACGUGAGGACGACUCCGAGGUACGGUCUGAGAGCCAACUGAGUCUGAGCUGAUUAGCACCUCUUCUGCUUUCUCUUCUGCUUCACAUCGCUCACGGCGGGGCCCCGCCAUAUCUCACCGAUGGAGAGGGGCGGGGUGCGUUUUGGUGCGUCGGCAGGAGGGUUGGUGAGCCCACCCUCUUCAGGAACUUAACGACGUAUCCGCGUCUCCGUCCAUGACGCUCUCCGUCGAAGAAAUGUGAAGUCAGGUGGAUCUUAUAGACGCCACAUAGGACUACCCUGCUAAAAGGUGCAGCAGAGACCCGCCCCCCCCCCGCAGUUGGUACUGCAAGGCUGGUCGACGUCCCAGUUCCUGUCGAUCCCGAGCAAGGUAUUCCGAGUGGCUGGUGAUCGCUCUAUUCGGAGCUGUGAUAUGAGCUCCGACUGAGCUUCUGCUGAGUGCCUACUGUGAUCUCAGGCUGAACUGCGUCUGAAGUGGGCAUGGGUUCGCCCUAGCUAGGUCCGUUCGGUGAGGAGUUUGUCCAUACGUGAAUGAAUCGUUAUAAUGUGCAAGUGGAAAUCCGCUCUGACUUGAGGCAACCCCUUCCGUGGGCUUUCUUUCAUAUCGAUCACUAGUCAUCACUCAUCACACACAUGUGCGCGCGUGGUUUCUGCGUUGUAUGUGGGCCUGCUCCCCUGGGACACACACAGGUGGUUGCGGUGUAUUGGAGCGGUUGGCUUGGGCUUCUCCUCCCCCCCCCCCGCGCCGCACACACCUGUGCCGGGCUAUCUAGGGGGAGGGGGUAGGCGACUGGCUGUCGGCUGGGUAUAACGGACUGGUCGAUAUGACGUGUCGGUAUUCUGACACCACUGUCAUUGUAUGACACGGCCUGGUGACACAGUCGAUUGUGUGAGUAAUGGUUUAUUUUAUUUCAUGAAUGCUAGUUCAAACUUGUUUGCGGCAAACACAAUAUUGAAAAUCAAAAUAUGAGCUUAAACUUGCACGAAGUGUCUCAUUUCAAGCGUCGUCCACGCCAAUGUUCAUUAUAUUUUUUCAGUUCUUCACAUUUAUCCAGUUCAUUACAUUAUUCAGUUCAUUGCCUUUAGUCACUUCAUUACAUUUAUUUUAAUGUCGAGUCCGUUUCACGCACUUACAGGUCAUGCGUGCAGCUUUGGGUGUAUGAUUCAGCCCCUACCACUAUAUCGUGACUCACCCAGUCACCAAACAGUUAUGACCCCACACUAGCUCUAGCUGGGAGGUAAUCCAAUUGAGGAAGGAUGUUCAAAUUAGAACGGCGGAAAGCUGGCAUAAUGACACCGAAGCAAACGGUAAUCGAUUGUUUGAGCCUGUUUUGUUGGUUAUUAUGUAAGCAGAAUUCCCUGAGCUGACCGUCUGUUUUGUAACUUUAACCAGAACAAGUUUUAUUAUACAUGUGAAAUGCAAUUUACUGCUAAAUUGAGGAUACUGAUAGCGCUGUUCUUUGCCAAUUUCUGUUAGCGAUGGUGUGAUCAGUUUUUUUUUCUGUGACUCGUUUGACAUGACUCGUGGCUAAAUGGAGAAUUCGCGGCUAUGUUGGACGCUUUUUCAUUUAUGGAUGGGUGAUAGCUUGCGCUAAUGUUCAGGGCGAUUUUAUUUAGUUGAUUGUGUAAAUUCUCAGUCACUUGCUAUGGUGAAUGCAUUGAGUUUCUUAAUGUUGUUAUUUGCAGGGCCGCGUUUGUUUUAAUGUGCCAUCCAGUAGUUAACGCUUCUCGCCCCCCCCCCCCUUGUUGAUUGAUAUGGUUUGUCAUCAAUCAAUAACAAUUGUUCUGAGUUUUCGUAUCUCUGAGAUUUUAAGUAAGAGAUGCAUUGUUCAAUUGUGUUUUAUGCAGCCAUUAGAUAUAUGAGUCAGAGUGAUGUGACUGCAGCUAGUCGCACUGAUAUGUGACAGACAUAUGUGCACGCACGUCACAUUUCGCAGGCGUUGGACCAGACUCUCCUCAUUAUCCUUCAUCGGAUCCAUGGCUGUGUCGAAAUAAAUCGAGAGAAAAAG